GCUUGUGAAAAUGAAUGCUAUAAAUGCAAUUGUGCAUUUAGCCAAUAAUGCCGACCCAGCGCGACGUAGAAAGCUCUACCGCCAACGAAGCAACCCAUUCGAUUUGCGGGACCUAAAUUUUAAAAUAAAAUAUAGGUUCAAUAAGGACACAGUGCGCACCAUCAUAGAUUUGGUGGAAGAUGAUCUGGUUCAGAGCGCUAGAGGUGGUGGCACGUGUCCUGAACUGCAAGUUUUAGUGGCCAUAAGAUGUUGGGGACGUCGUGAGGUACAAGAUGAUGCUGGUGACCUCCAUGGCCUAAGUCAGCCGACAGUGAGCCGGAUAUGCGCCAGAGUCGCGCAUGCAAUCGCGAAUAAGGCAAAUUCCUUCAUCAAAAUGCCUAUCACUAUAGGAGAGCAGGAAAGAAUUAGUGCCAAAUUUAGAGCAAUUAAAAAUUUUCCUGGGGUGAUAGGAGCCAUAGAUUGCACCCACAUUAAAAUUAAAAAAACCGGAGGUGACAUGGCCCAGUACUAUAUUAAUAGAAAAGGCUAUUAUUCCCUGAAUGUUCAGGUUGUCUGUGAUGCUGACCUCAAAAUAAUGGAUAUAGUGGCUAGAUGGCGAGGCAGUACACAUGACAGUCGAAUUUUUAUGGAGAGCAAUAUAAAACAACGAUUUGAGGAUAGGCAGUUUAGAGGACGCCUUAUUGGCGAUUCGGGCUACCCUCUUCUGCCAUAUCUAUUUACACCUAUUUUAAGGCCUAGUCGUCCAGAAGAAGAAGCAUACAAUAAUGCUCACAUCUCAACUAGGAACACUGUUGAAAGGUGUUUUGGGGUGUGGAAGCAGCGGUUCCAAUGCCUACUCCAUGGCUUACCAGUAAGCCUCCAAAAUGGAAAAGCUGUGAUCAUAGCAUUGGCUGUAUUACAUAAUAUAGCCAUUGAUAUGAAUGACACAUUGUUAGAACAACAUAUGGAGCAGGUCCCUGUAACUCCGCAACUUUCGACGGAGAACAGUGUUCACGACAACCGACCUUCAUUGUUGAGGCGUAGGUCGCAGUUGAUACUACAAAAUUUUAUAAAUCAACAUUUUUGAAUGAUACUGUUCCUGGCA
Messenger RNA from Ostrinia nubilalis (European corn borer), 1084 nucleotides. Its product is annotated as putative nuclease HARBI1. The record is from RefSeq and is a predicted model, not a curated record. The transcript is spliced from 5 exons. Lineage: Eukaryota; Metazoa; Arthropoda; Insecta; Lepidoptera; Crambidae. Bases 11 to 1066 code for a protein of 351 amino acids.